Messenger RNA from Parathielavia appendiculata, 487 nucleotides. RefSeq lists its product as uncharacterized. NCBI's taxonomy places the organism in Eukaryota, Fungi, Ascomycota, Sordariomycetes, Sordariales, Chaetomiaceae. The coding region runs from base 68 to 280 and encodes 70 amino acids. The record is from RefSeq and is a predicted model, not a curated record. The transcript has a single exon.
UGGGAAACGAAGCCAUCAAUUACAUUACCUGUACUUCUGAACCCCUGCUUUCUCCAGACAAAUCCGAAUGACUUAUCACCAACAUCCAAUUUCCCCUUCUGCUCUCGGGGUCCAUUUUCUCCUCUCUCUGGUUGGAUUGAUGAAACUGUUCUGUUUGCUCUUGUGCGAAUUCGAGGAUCUCGUUGUCAGAGUCAAGCAAUUGCACAAGUGCGAUGAUGGCAUUGCUCAGAUGAUGGCGCGGACGCUAUCUGGUCGGAUACCUUGUGCAAUCAAUUGCUGAGGCGGUAAAAUGGAGCAAGAUGUGGAUCGAGUCCUUGAGAAGUUGUGGCUGUGAUUGUGGUUACGGUUGUGGUUGGGUUGCAGUUGCUGGUACGUUUCAAGCACGCUUGCCCAGGUUGCGCUGCUCCUUGAUCAUGAUGUUGACAAUGAGUUUAAUAAUUCCUCAAGUGCUGUACUCCCUCUCAAGCCGGUCCCUGGCAGCCAAUCC